AUGACUCGUCGCCCAGUAAUACAAUCCAUAUUCUCCCUCGGUGGUUCACUAGCCAUGGUUAAAGGACUUAAAAGGGUACUAAGGAAAUAUGAUCUCCCUGAAAACUGGUUAACUCCAACUCAAGGAAACAGCACGCAAGAGAACAUCAACAAAACGAAUGAAUUAAUCAGUAUCCUACAGGAAGUAUCCAACGCAAUGCACUCUCGUGAUGACAUUAGUUUUAGUAAACAAUUAGAAGAAGCAGGGGAUGGAAUCACAUGGAAGAAAGUUGGGUUGUUUGUAUUAAAAGAGUCGAUUAAUAUGGAUACAAAAAUCGCUGCUGGAAUUAUUUUUACCAUCUUAUUUUUACCUUUAUUAUCAGCAUUAUUGUCUAAUUCAAUAGGUAAAAAAUUGCGUAAGAAAAAGAAUGAUAAUGUUGAUUUUGCUACACAGACGGAACAAAGUCAUCACUAUGGGCCUGCAGAAAGGGCUUUACUACAAUUUGGUAAGAGUAAAUCGGAACCUAUAUUACUUGAGGAUAAUGAUAUCCAUCCAAUAUUAUCCAAUCUGGCAGGUGAAAAAAUAGAGGAAGGAAACCAAAGUGAGGAGGAAGAAAAGGGAAUUACGGGCGGCAAGGAAGACGAAGGUAAAGACGAAGAACAACAAGAAGAAGGUGAUGACUACGGGCAAGGAGAAAGUGAAGAAAACGUUGAAAUUAUAUCCCCUGAAGUUGAUGAUGAUUUAAAUGAGGAGGGAAAUCAUAUUCAAGUAGAAGAUGAUGAAAACACCAACUCUUUCGAAAAUGUUACAAGUUUCAGUAAUAAUAUUGAAGAUAUCAAUUCAUUCUUGAGGCCAAUCGAGGAAGAGGAAGGUAAUGUCAAUGAUAAUAAAAAUAAAGCUGAUAAUGAACAAAACGAAGUUGAAGCUGAUCAAGUUGAAGGUGCACAAACUUCAAUUAAAGAAGAUAAUAAUGGAGAGGAUAGAAAUGAAACAGACACUACUUACGAUAUGGCCAUACGAACGAUUGACUUUGGUGAAACCCCUUCCCCUAACUCAUUAACCCACGACGUUGAGAAUGAAACAUCGACAACGAAUAACUCUUCCUAUAAACUCUCCCAUCCAAAUAACGCAGACGUGGCCCUAAUACAUUUGGAGCCAGAUACGACUGCCCUAGAAAGGAAUACUUUAACUUUCCCUGAAGAAAUUCCUGAUUUAAAUGAAGCAGAAGCAUUAGUUGGUGGAGAAGAAAAGUCCAAGGAUUUAAGAGUAUCAUCUAAUGGUUCUUUAAGUUCACAUUCAAACAGUCCUCAUAUUCAUGUUUCACCUACGAAAUCAAUGCAUCCAGAUGCACAAGUGAACAAAGAACAAGCAUAUUCUCAACCAUUUACGUACUAA
Messenger RNA from Naumovozyma dairenensis CBS 421, 1374 nucleotides. It is a transcript of the gene NVJ1, whose product is annotated as Nvj1p. The transcript has a single exon. Bases 1 to 1374 code for a protein of 457 amino acids. Lineage: Eukaryota; Fungi; Ascomycota; Saccharomycetes; Saccharomycetales; Saccharomycetaceae. The record is from RefSeq and is a predicted model, not a curated record.